Hansenula ciferrii is the source of this 471-nucleotide messenger RNA. RefSeq names its product mitochondrial 54S ribosomal protein bL19m (gene IMG1). Bases 1 to 471 code for a protein of 156 amino acids. Lineage: Eukaryota; Fungi; Ascomycota; Saccharomycetes; Phaffomycetales; Wickerhamomycetaceae. The record is from RefSeq and is a predicted model, not a curated record. The transcript is spliced from 2 exons. Gene Ontology annotation, biological process: translation. Gene Ontology annotation, cellular component: ribosome; mitochondrial large ribosomal subunit. Gene Ontology annotation, molecular function: structural constituent of ribosome.
AUGUUUCGUCCAACUAUACUGAAGAAAAAUAUACCAGUUUAUCCACCAUUAACUCAAACAAAUACUAAACCUGUAUUAGAUAUUUAUAAAGAACAAUGUUUUGAAAAAUUAGAUCCAGAAGGAUGGAGAAGAGCUUUAUUAAAAUUUAAAUCACCAACAGAAAUUAAAACUGGUGAUGUUAUUCGUGUUGUAUAUAAUACUCGUGCUAUACCUCCAUUUAUGGGUCAAAUCAUUGGUAUAUCUCGUGGUGGUGUUGAAGCUUCAGUUGUUUUAAGAAAUAAUAUUACAAAAUUAGGUGUUGAAAUGAGAAUUAAAAUUUUUAGUCCUUUAAUUUCUCGUAUUGAUAUUGUUAAAAAACCAUUAAAGAGAAAACCUGGUAGAAAACAUUAUUUUAUUAAAGGUACUAAAUUAGAUGUUAAAGAUUUAGAAGCUGAUUUGAAAAAAUCAAGAAGAAAAAAUAAGAGUUUUUAG